CAGGGCAGUGCUAACAGAAAUACAUUUUUUGUGCCCGAUUCUUCAACGCAGGAAUCACUUUUGAGGCACAUCGCGAUGAACAAGUUCUCAUUUGCUCCUAGAAACAUCACUUGGUUAUGGAAUGGAAAACCCAAUCCAGUCUAUGCUCAUUUGGACCUGGAAGACGGCGAAGAAGGAGUUUCCAGGCGGGACGAGGUCAUUAGAACACCCUUUUCAUCCUCUCAGCGAGGUUCCAAUCUCCGACAAUAUUCGACGGUCUUGUUUUGCUUGAUUCUCGUUGUUGGGUCAUUGAUGGCCUCUUUUUAUUUGGGCCAACGACUAGCUAUAAAUGAACACCAGAGCGUCCAUUUACGGUCAGACUUGAUUUGGGGGGAAGUUCCCCUUAGAAAAGUUCGAUGGAUCAACGAUGAGAGGUUCAUGAAGACUGACCCAACGAAGGGCCGCUUCUUCUCAAAUAAAGCGGGAAAUUGGACGGUCUGGGACGAAAUCCAUCGUGGUUCAUGGAUCCAACUCUCUCCGUCCGAGAGUCAAGGGAUCUCAGGGGGGCUACCAUUGAGCCUUUACUCAGAGAAUGGUACCUGGCCAAAUGGGAAAGAGGGCUAUGUACCCUCAGUUCUCCAUCAGCUUCAUUGUGUUGGUAUGAUGAAUCAUUGGAAGAUACAAUUGAUGGAUGGUAUUAUAUUGGAUAAGGAGACACUGGGACACAUGGGUCACUGUGUGGAAUUCAUCCGACAUGCAAUUCUUUGCUUUGGGGACACAACUUUGGAAAAGCCGGCUGACCACUCGCAAUUCGUGCAUGUGGAUUAUGAAAGCUCGGAGCAUUUAUGCCGCGACUGGUCAUACAUCUCAGCCCAAUUUUGGGAUUCAUCGAUUGACUUUGUUUGGGGUACCGAGAAGCCCAUGACCGUUUUUGAAAAUGUCGAUGCAGCUAAGGGCAACCCACAAGGCCCAACAAUAACUCCAGACGAAAUGGCCUAGGCCCUUUGAGCCAUUACUUCAUGUGUGCGUGGGUCCCAGAUCAAAAGCGAAGCCGAAGCCGAAGACCCUCGGGUGUCUUGAAGCAGACAACCAGGUAUAGUGUGUAGGGAGACGUCAGUGACGCUAGAGGAGGAUUUGGGAUAGCUGAAGGAACAACAGGGCUUGCAUACGUUAUGUUGGAACUGCAUAUCGGUUGUUGAUCGACGAUCGAAGUCAAAUAUGUUCGCCAUGUUAGAGUAAUAGAUAAACUCGCUAUGGUAUCCUUUUGGUUGUUGAUGGCUAUGUAAACCGCCUUACUCGUUAAUCUGACUGG
Penicillium brasilianum is the source of this 1291-nucleotide messenger RNA. The record is from the annotation of a GenBank genome assembly. NCBI's taxonomy places the organism in Eukaryota, Fungi, Ascomycota, Eurotiomycetes, Eurotiales, Aspergillaceae.